GCCAACCAAUGUAAACAACGUGCGUUGAAAAGGAUGUACUUUCAAUUUUUUUACUUUCUUCUUUUGUAAAAUAUACUUUUUGUCGCUAUUUACUCUCCUUUGCAUUGACUAGCACGAUAACUUAAUGCGAUUUAACCAUGACCUCAUUUUCAGAAGCAAUUUCUUCGCUUACAAAUCCUUCACCCAAAAUUCUAGAUCCCGAAGAUGACAUUAAUUCUGAGACUGUUGCUAAAGUUAGUAGUAAAGUUGAUGCAAAUCAACCAGUGUAUGAAAUCAGUCAUCUAAGAUCAAAAACUGCUCCUUUGCUAGAAGAUGUCGAUCCAAAAUAUGCAGGACGAAAAAUAUCUAGGAGAACAUUGGAAAGUACUUUUCAAGAAUCAGCACCAGAGGAUGACAAUGAUGAAAUGUUUGAAGAUUCAUCAGAAGCUGAAACGGAAAAAGGAAUCAAUACCUUUUUAGAACAAAUGAGAAAACAAUCAAGUUUUCGCGACAAUGAAAAUGACAUAGAAGAUUCAGAUGUAGAAGAUUCAGACUUAGAAGAUCAAAGGGGAAAAUAUCAGAAGCAAAGUGAUUUAGCUGAAGAAAGUGUAAAUGAAGAAGAUUCAAUUGAUUCAGAUGAGAAAGUUGAAGAUCCUCAUUCUAACAUUGCUGUAGAAAAUGAAAUUGAAAAGGGGAAAGCAAUCAAAUCUCAGCAAGAGCUGUGGAAUAAGCUAUGUGAAUCUCGCAUAAAAUUACAGAAGUUAUUGAUUCUUUCUAAUAAGUUACCUCAAUUUGACACAUGGACAAAUCUGAAGAGUAAAGGAGGAAAAGAUUUUAUGGAAAAUCAAAACAAAGGCUACAACAGUGUAAAGAAAUUACUGAAUAAUUUGCUGACUUUGCAAAAUGAGCUUUCUGAAAACAAUCCAGAAAUCAAUAAUUUAGAAAAUGAAGUUUCUAAAAUGCCUAGCCAUCAAAGUGAUGAAGAAAUACCAAAUGAUGAAGAAAUGGAGCAGAGUGAAAUGAUUGUGGUUUCUGAAAAAAGAACUGUUAAGCGAAAAAACAAAGGAAACGACUUUGAUGAAAUUCUCGCCAAGAGACACAAGUCACUAUUACCAUAUAGGAACUCAGUUGUUCAGAAAUGGGAUGAGAAAACCCGAUUGUCUACUGGAAGAAUGACUCAAAAAUCAUUCAUGGCUUUUGACAAUUCAGCUUUAAAACAAAUUGAGCAGAUUCUUCAAGAUAAAAACAGAUUGAUUAAGAGGACUCAACUCAAGCGGUCUCUUUACCGGGUUCUAGGGAAACCUGAAAUUGAGGAUUCUGAAGAAAGCAAUCGAAAUGAUUCAUCAAAACAAGAUUUGCUCCUGAAAGAUUAUGAUCCAGAAAUUUUUGAUGAUGAUGAUUUUUAUCGUCAAAUGUUGAAGGAUGUUAUUGAAAGUAAAUCUGUUGGCAUUGAUCCAGCUGUCUUACGAAAACAAAUGGAAAUUCAGAAGAUAAGAAACAAAAUGAAAAGAAAAGUGGAUACUAAAGCCAGUAAAGGUCGAAAGCUGAGGUAUGAUGUUCAUCAAAAGCUUUUAAAUUUUAUGGCACCCCAGCCAACAUCAACUAUUUCAGAUGAAGCUAGAGAAAAUCUCUUGAAGUGCCUGUUUAGAUCGUCUCUGAAAUCUGCAUAAUUGUGCAUCAAAUUGCUGUUUUUGUAUAUAUUGUUUAUCUCAAAUUGAACCUGAUUAUUUAUCAAUGUAUAAAUACUUGUAUGUGUACAUACAUUUUUAAAAAGUCAUACACACAAUCGAAAAGCAUGCUAAAAAUUUUGUUUAGAAAGUCACAUGCAUUGUUUAAAAAAUAAAUAAAAGUUGAAUUAAAACCUUUAUACUCUA
This is a messenger RNA of Uloborus diversus, 1853 nucleotides long. RefSeq names its product protein AATF-like (gene Aatf). The record is from RefSeq and is a predicted model, not a curated record. The transcript is spliced from 14 exons. Gene Ontology annotation, cellular component: nucleolus; nucleus. The coding region runs from base 138 to 1649 and encodes 503 amino acids. NCBI's taxonomy places the organism in Eukaryota, Metazoa, Arthropoda, Arachnida, Araneae, Uloboridae. Gene Ontology annotation, biological process: regulation of transcription by RNA polymerase II.